Molecule: messenger RNA, 1890 nt
Organism: Clonostachys byssicola
Lineage: Eukaryota; Fungi; Ascomycota; Sordariomycetes; Hypocreales; Bionectriaceae
Source: the annotation of a GenBank genome assembly
AUGACUAUGACAUGGCUUCAACACCCUUGGGCACUGGAGUCUGGCUCUAUGAUUGCCUGCUUCGUUCAAUUCGCUGCCAUGAUCAUCGUCUGCAUCUUUUUCAACGGAAAGCCAGUGUUCGACGGCCCAUUCAUCACACUCAACACGAUCAUAUCCAUUUUAUCGACCGGGUCCAAGGCCUCAAUGCUGACAGCAGUAGCGAGCUGUAUCAGUCAAGCCAAUUGGUCUCUCUUCGCAGGCCCACCUCGACGACUCUACGACUUUGAGAUGGUAGCCGAUGCAAGUCGCGGGCCCCUUGGGAGUCUUCAACUGCUAUUGAGUUCCAAGUUCAGAGGAGGCGCGAUUGUACGCAUGGGUGCAAUCAUCACCGUGUUCGCCAUCAUCAUGGAUCCUUUUGCACAGCAACUAAUUCAACUUCACCAAGCCAUGCGUUCAGAAGCAGGUGGCUCAUUCCCCAGAGCAGUCCGAUACGACCAAGGAGUCAGAUUCGGUAAUUACUCGAUGGAGAAAUCUGUACCGAAACUCUUGGGAAUUAUCUCGUCACCAGACCUUGUGAUGAAAGCAGCGCUGCUAUUCGGCUUGACCAGCGACAGGUCACAGAUCUUGCAACAGGCAAGCUACAGCUGCCCGACAAGCGAAUGCGAGUACUCGGAUGUCACAUCAGCAGCAAUUUGCAGCAAAUGCGCCAACGUGGAUUCUUCACUCAAAAGGACGACAGAGGUACGAAGUACCAGCUAUAUAGGAUGGGUGGGUGAUUUUAUCGCGGUGGCACCUAAACCAGGCUCCUGGAAUGCCACGAGAUUCGAACUGCCUAAUGGCCUGUAUAUGCAAGCCCAGGAUGACCUUCCAAAUAGCAUGCUGACGACCAUGACUACCUUGGGAACGUCGAAUGCGUCCAAGACGAUCACUACCAAAGACAUGGACACCUUGAUCUGGUCCCAGAGCAUCAUCAAAGUCGACAACAAAUCUGCAACGACUGACCUCAUAUGGCCACAGUGGGAUGUUCAUGCGACGGAAUGUGCACUCUACUAUUGCGUCAAGAACUACUCGUUCCAGGUACGCAACGGCACUUUAACAGAGUCAUCCAAGAUUAUGGAUGAGUACAGACCCAAUAAAUCAUCGUGGCAACCGACAACGACGGGUGAUUCAUCUAGCCAGAGUUCGCCGCUGCCAGAGAACUUUCGUACAAGUCUAGCAUACCACCCCAUCAUGUCCUUGCAUGAGCGCACAAGUCUCGAAUUAGCAAGCAAUGUCUCGAACACAGAGCGAUUUAGCUUGUCCCAAACGGCAGUGGACGGAAUCAGUUACUUAGCCAAGACCACCUUUUCUUCCUGCAGGCCUGAUAAAAACUGCUCCAAUGUAGUGGAAGACCGACCGCCCCCCACCGGCUUCUUAGAUCCUACCGCACAUGCUCCCGAGGCAGCAGAGCUACUAUGGCGCUCAGAUAAUCUUACUACCUUGUUUGAGAACGUCGCCAUGAGUAUGAGUAACGCACUUCGUGCUGGAGAUGCGACAGGCACAGAAAGAACGGUCGACGAUUCAUAUGUGAGAGGGAAGGUGUUCAGGCCCGUCACGUUGUACCAGAUCAGGUGGCCGUGGGUUAGCCUGCACGCUGUCAUCCAAGCCGCGGCUAUUGUAUUCUUUUUCCUCACGAGGUUCAACCACCCUCCAGGCGGCAAAGCUCCCGUUUGGAAGUCGAGCGAGUUGGCUGUUUUUUCAAGUGGAAUUCUCGUAUCGGAUGUGUUGAAAGAUAGCAAAACUUUGGAGGAGUUGAAUGCCAAAGCCAAGGAAUCUCUCGUAAUCUUGGCCAAGAAUGACGAAGAGCACCCGCUAAUGCAGGUCCCCUCGGCCUCAGAAAGAUCAAGUAUUCAGAUAAUUACGAAUAAAUAG